CCUUCAUUCAGUUCCUCUUAUUUUGAACUUGUUAAACACUUCUCAUCCAUCAUUUCCCAUUUCCACAUAACCAUUAGAGAUGACCGCCUAUAAUGAGUGGUUGUCAGGUACGCCCGUGAGCGCUCCUAUUCCCACAUCGUUAUAUCCCAUUGCAACCCUCGUUACAGUUGCAGCUGGACUUGUAACUGCUGGUACCUUUAUCAUUCAAGGUCAUAAAACGCCACUUUUAAAACAACUUCAGACAGCCAUCAUCUCAUCCAUAUUAUUAGGUUUUGGAGCUAUUUUUGCUUCCAACGCUGCCGGUGUCUACCUUUAAACAGAUCUAUAUAUAUGUAUACCGCUUUAUCAGCCUUAAACCAACAAAGUCUACAGAUGAACAUUCGGUCGAUAAAGUUUAAAUGAAAUAAAAGCAACUGUAAAAAAAGAAGGGAUAUAUUGUUACAUUGUAAGUUAGGAGAGCAAAGUCAGUGUGUCUGUAUUUUAUAGAUACACAUAUCGUUGUAUUUUAAAAAUAAGGGGAGCUCAGUUGAAUGUAUUGUCUAUUUGCCUUCUUUUUUGCACUUAUUAUGUCUGUCUAAUUUUGAAUAUAAGGAGGGAUACGGU
Molecule: messenger RNA, 603 nt
Organism: Mycotypha africana
Lineage: Eukaryota; Fungi; Mucoromycota; Mucoromycetes; Mucorales; Mycotyphaceae
Exons: 3
Coding region: 80-316 (78 amino acids)
Biological process (GO): protein N-linked glycosylation
Source: RefSeq, a predicted model, not a curated record